Amoebophrya sp. A120 is the source of this 8598-nucleotide messenger RNA. The record is from the annotation of a GenBank genome assembly. Lineage: Eukaryota; Dinophyceae; Syndiniales; Amoebophryaceae.
AGGUCCUCAUUGAAUCGGAAAAAAAAAAUCGAUGCAGUUUCACAUAGCGCAAAUGAACAGGUAGUUUAGCUCGUCGUUAUCGAUCGUAUUUGAACUUGUUAUCUAUAAAAUGUACCUAACAGCGGUGGCAAACUCGUCGGAGUUUCUCUGAACGGAACGAGGACGAAAUUUGUCACCUGCUUUUGGCCGACGUUUUGAACGCGAACAAAAUGCAUCUUCCUACUUGGCUUUGAGCUGAACAAUUGGUUUUGGUUUGAUUUUCAUUCGAGUUUUUUGAAAGCGUAAUUUCAUCUGUACGAUGGUGGACGGUAAGUUGCGAAGCGAAUCCGCUCAGCGGGUGCCGGCGAAACCCUACAGCGACGCGAUGCUCCCGUCCCAAGACAUGUUCCCUCCCGGAGGAGACCAACUGUUGUCUGCAACGGCUGGAAACUCCAGGUCCGCAUCCCACCAGCGCACUUCGUGCCGGAUUGCGUGGGAGUUGGCCAAUGUUGGCAAGAUCAUCCGCGGGUUGCCAAAAAGACCGGACAACGGCGGCGGGAGCCGGUCGGCGACGCCGGCGCAGCAACAACCGCGCAACCCCAACCCGCACAAAGGCCUGGACAUGAUGCGCCGUGCGUCCGGAGCGCGAGAGGCAUCCUGCGGUGGUCCGCGGGAGCCACGGCCCAAACCAAAAACGGGUCCCUUCUGCGGCCGUUAUCGGCCACCCAUCCGUGGAGCGCACGGGGCUGCUGCAAAAUCCGAAGCGGAGAAGAAGAUGAACCUGGAGACGCGACAGUCGGUGUCCGUCAUUCGCGAGGCGUGGCGCGACAAGGAGCGGCGCGGGUCGUUUUCGGGAGGCCCAAUGCUUGUGGGGAAGGAGCCUGGAAAACCGCCCAAGGCACUGUACCACUACGGGCCCGCUCGCAACCUCCCGAAGAGUGACAACCCGAACGCCGCGGCGUCGGAGGCCGCGGAAUUCGUCGCACGGCAGCGCCAAGCUGCUGCAGCAAGUUCAUCGUCGAGACGUACGUUGAUUCAUUUCUUUUUAGUCGAUGUUUGGUGUAGCUGUAUGCUAAAUUAAGAUCAAGAUUUUUACACCGUCACAUGAAGUAGUUUGAAUAAGUACAACUAAUGAUGAAAGAAAAGCUUUUCAUGAUUCAACAUUCAGGUCGCGAGCGAACCGUGGGGGACAGUCGCGGGAUAGAAGCUAUUCCAGAGGACAUGCAGCGCACAAAGCACAACCUGCGUGAUCUCGACCGCGGUUUUUUAUCGGGGGUCGAGAAUCUGAGCACGAGAAUCCUUUCUCAUUCCGUCGACCGGUCUGUGCUCGCGAACCUCACCGACGUAAACAAAGAGCUGGCCGUUGCGCCGAAACCUACUGCCAGCAAGGCGAGUGUUCAACCAGAGGGGGAGCGCGCAGUGGUGUAUCCCGCUGAGAGCCAGAAUUUCACCAUUGCGACGCCGUUGGAGGAGGGCCAUGGUGGCAAGUCUGUUGAGUACUCCAUCGAGAAGCACUACAAAUUCAGCGCGUACAAUAGCCCGAACAGCGGGCAACGACGAAUUCGAAAGAACGGAUUCGGUCCGCACGACUUCCAGGUCGUUUCGGUAUCUCCGUCCCCGCCUCCGGUUCCAGAGGAAGAGGAAAAUCGAGAUUCUGCCACGAAGUCAUCGGGUAGCAAAACUUCCGAACCUCCCUCUGCAGCAGAACGCGCGAGGCAGGGCGAAUUACUGCCUCAAGAAGCCGAGUCGGCAAUUAUAUCCGACGUUGCGCCAGCAGAAAUCGAAGAGCAAGCAGCCGCAAUAGAAGACCCAGACGAGAAGGAAGAAGCAGUUAUUUCCGCUGAAGAGCGUGAAGACGGCAUGGAAGUUGUAGACGACAACGGGCUACGUGUUUUCACAACACCCCUGGCGGAAUCAAAGAAGCAGCGUCCAGACGACCAGCCGUCACCAAAUGUGUCUGGACACCAGGAACUAUUCUCCUACUCGGGUGCGCUUCGCGAAAACCGGACGGAGGACCCUCCUGGGAACAUGGAGCUGAUAAGCCGCUCGGCGAAACGCAACAUCAACCUGCAGUCCUGGGUAAUGACGAGUGCGGAGCCGAAGCCGGCGGUGAAAGCAGAAACCAUCAGCAGAACUCGGAGCACGCCCAGUCCGCCGGUCGCCCUGAAGCCCCCGGUGAUGGAAAGCUUGAUGCAAGAGGCGGCAGCGGCUUCCCGUGGUGGCUCUGCCAGAGAGGAGCGAGGAGCUGCACAGCGCGACGAGAAUGUGACUGGUGAGCAGCGUCGUGAGACGAGUUCCAGUUCGAGCAGGCCAGCCGCGCAGCGCAAGGUCGUCGUGCCGCACCCCGACAUGUUCCGGAAGACCUCUAGUGGCCCGCCCGUGAUCCGUUCGCUGUUCAAGAGAGCCUCUCCAGAACAGCCCCCGACCUCCGAGAAGGAGCAAGUAGAAGUUUUCCUCGCCUCCUCGCCCGAUGCUGUUGCCGGGAGGGCCGCCAAGGGAGCUCGCCUCGGACCGGGGAAGGCAGUUUCGCGCGUUUCGUCCGGCACCAGCGCAUUUGAUGGCGUACCUGCACCGUCUCCUACGACCAUGUCAGGACAGCAAGAGCGGGCAUCGAGUUCAUCGUCACAGCCCCAAGAACUGGUCCGACCGAGGUACACACGCCAAGAUGAUGAAGUAGGCCGGACACCGCAGGAUAACUCGCCGACGGAUCGCUCGAAAAGGCAGCGACUUUCGGGCGGCAGUGUUGGCACACCCGCCGUUGCGUCUGCAUCGGAUCUUAACACGCUGCCUACUGUGAAUGUUCUGGUCCAUGGUGAUCUGUCCUCCGCCGUCAAUCUGGCGAACACGGCUGUUAACAACAAGCGCCCUAGUCGCGAGGGAAGAAGUAGCCGGGAGAAGGUGCAGCUCGUCCCACCCGCAUUGGUGAUCGAAGACCACUUCAACAACGAGUUCGGCCCUACGGGCGACAGCGUGGCCAGUGGAAGUCCGGUGACGUUCGCGACCGAAGACUCGCUGGAGUUGUCUGAACCAGAGGACGGACCCACGGUCUCCGUUGCAGCUGCCCGGUCGCCGAAGAUACCUGUGCCAGCGGGCGUUAGUGCGCCGGGGGAAACGACUGCCGCGGUUUCAUCUCAAGCGCAGCCCGAAAGGAGCGCGGGGGCCGCUUCGUCGUACCCGAUCGACCAUACGCAAGACGAGUCGUUCGCGGCUGCGACCGACGAGAUGAUGCUAACUGCGGAAUCGCAAAAGAUCGACACCACCAGCGCGCCUCUGCUUGGUGGGCCUGGAAGUGCGGGCGAGCACGAUAGCCGCGCGUCCUCGAAAAAUUUACUGAUCGGCGAACAGAACCGUUCCAAUUCGGCUGGCGCAGCAGUUGUGGGCCUUGUCUCCAAGGAUAGCAGUAUCUCUCUAACCAGAACCGAUCUGAACGUCGCUCCCGCUGUGGACGGUGCCGUUGAUUUGAUUGGUGGGGGAGCGGUCGAAUCCCGAGUGGGUACAAAAACGCUGUCGCUCGACGGUACCGGAGCCGGCGAUCACCUUCAGCGCAGUGGCCCGCCGGGGAGUAUGACCGGGCCGGGUUCGGAAGACGGAGCUGCGGUGGGAGAGAUGACUACAAGCGCCGCGGAUGCGCCUGUGGUGCUGACUAGGGGCCAGGUCGCGAACCUGGUCAGUGCUGGUCUGAUGAAGGACGGCGUGGGUGCGGCGCUCCUGGCCAACACCGCUGGGUUGGCGCCCGCGGCCUUGGUGCGAGUGGAGGAUCUCCCGGGUCUCGGUAUGGAUGCCACUCCGGUGCUGGAUGCCGAUUCCGCAGUCCCAUUGCUAGGGACGAACAUCAACCCGGCAGACAGAACGGCCAUCUCUUCGAGCGCACCCAGCGGUGCUGCGACGCCGAAGACAGGGGGACAAGAGGAAGUGUUCGUCACGCCGUCGAAGCUGCCGGAAGGGUCCCCGGUCAAUCUCAUCACGCCGCCGCCAAACAAGGGACAGACUCCGGCAUCGCAGAAACGCCGAUUGACGGUCUCCGCGACGACGCCGGCCUCCGGGCUCCACGUGAACAUCCUUCCCGGAGAAGCGACGCCAGCGGAGGUGCCCGAGGCUGGUACAGCGCAGGAGUCUACUUCAGUGGCUGCCCCAGAAGAUGCGGCUGAUAAUGCUGACAUCCUCUCUGCACCAGCAACUCUCCCCCCGACGGUGCCAGAGAAAGCGCCAGCAGUACCUCCGGCGGCGAAAGGUAAGGGUAAAGGUUUGCCUGCGCCACCAGCGGGGAAGAAGGGACCGGGCCCUGCAGUGCCCCCAGCGAAAGGCGCUCCUCCCGCUGCCAAGAAGGGCGAGAAAGCACCGCCCGCCGUCCCACCUGCGAAGGGUGGCAAAGCCACACCCCCGCCGGCCAAAGGCGGACCCCCUGGCAAGGCCGGCGCAUCAUCUCCCGCGCCGCCGGGCAAAGGUGCUCCCGUACCCGCGGGGAAGAAGGGAGCCGCGAUUCCAACGGGCUCCGGCGAUGGCAAGGGUAAGAAGACGAAAGGUUCCGGCAAGGGAACCAAAACCGAGGAAGAAACUGCUUCGCCCCCACCGGAGUUAAAGUACCGGAAGACCGCCAUCCAGGGUAUCGAACAGGGCGAUCUGAGGCCGAUUUUCUGGAACCCCGUCCGUUUGGACGUGAACAAGGACCAGAACACGAUUUGGGAUAAAAUCGACAAGAACCCGGCGAGGGCGUCACUGGAUGUGAUCGCCCGUUUGUUUGGAACUUCUCAGAAGAAGGAGCCCGCCGGCAAGAAAACGAAUGCGGCCAAGGGUCUUCACCGGCUGAAUGCGUUCAACGACGGGCAUUCCGGGGACGCGCUGUACCGCAAGACUUUGAAGACGACGCCGAAGAAAGUCACACACUUCGAUGCGAUGUCGGGGCAGCAAAUCGGCAUCAUGAAGUCGAAGAUGCCGGGUCAGGGCCGAGAUUUUCGCCUCUUGCGCCAGUGCUUCGCGACGCUCACGGGCAUGGACUACGAGCAGCUGAGCCAGCUCCGAUCAACCUUUCCGGACGAUGAGAACCUGGCGCAGCUGCAUGUGCUAGUCGAGCAAGAAAAGGAGCGACUGGAGAAGGAAAAUAGAGAGUAUAUCGAGCAAUUCGCGAAGAACUACGUCGCGCGCACCGUGCGCGGGAUCGAGGAACGCAUUGUUCUAGAAGGGCUUUCUCUCACGCCCGACUGGCGGGUCGUCUCUACCAAAACAAAGCCGGGCGGGAGCGCUAGCGACCCACCGCCGGCUUUGUCCUCCUCGAGCAGUUUCUCUUCGGCUGCUGGCUCGUCCGCGAUGGACUCUGCAAACAGCGCCAAUGCAGCGACACCGAGCAUGGUCACGCCUCGAAGUGCGAGCGCAGCGACGCCGCGAAGCGUGAGCGCCGCGACACCGAGAGACGAAAAGCAAGGCGGAACAUCAAACAAGGUGAGCGCAGUGUUGCAGCAGGCAGCGGAAGGAGGAGAUGCGACCGCAGCGGCCUCCAGUAGUACCAGCGGCAAUCGAUACCUGAGCCCGGACACGGUGAGGGAGAUCCGCGAUCGCAUGGAUAGGACCGUGGAACGAAGGCGACAGCACGAGGAGGAUCAGUUGGCCGUUGAUGAGCUGAACCACUCUGACGUCGAAUACCACCUGGACCUGCGCACGAAACCCGCUCUGGGGGAGGUGGAGGAAUACUGUUUGCACAUGCUGCAGAUUCCCGACUUUCGUUUGCGUCUGCAGGUGUGGGUCACUACAGAGGACUACCCAGCGCUUUACCAAGAUGCGUCGCAAAACGUGCGCUACGUUAUCGACGCCUGCGAUUUCCUGCUGCACAGCCCUUCGGUGGUGAGAUUGUUUGCCACUUGCGUGGAGAUGGGGAACUACAUGAACGCAGGCAACAAGCAACGGGAGCGCGCCGAUGGCUUUGUCCUGGACAUUACGCAACAAAUGAAGCAGAUCAAGACAACGCAAAAGAGUUUGGGGGAAGAGGAAUUCGCAGGCUUGCUCAGCAAAAAAGCCGGCCGGUCGCGCAGCAAAACGGACCCCGGAACGAAUUUGUUGCGGUCGACCAGCAGUAGAGGAGAAGGGCAGGAAGAUGCGGGUUCGAACCCCGUCACACCCACCUUUGGCGCCAGCAAAAGUCUCAUGGUAACUGCCGCUUCGUCACAGAACGCGGAACCAGCGCCGCGGUCGGCUUCUAGCCGCAAGCGCCUGCAGCGGGACAGCCUGAAUAGCGACACGCUUUCGGAAGAUGAGGACGCCGCGCCGCACACGCAAGCGGCGCGGAUUACGACGAAUCCAGGGAGUCCGGCAGGAAGUCUUAGUAGUGUGCCAAGCAGCCCGAAAAGCCCCACUAGCGCUGACGAGGCACCACCUUCCUACGGAUCAGAUUUCAUGCACCUGGUGAAAGACCCAAAAGAGUUACCAGAGUGCCGCGACUUCUGCGACUCGCUUGUGAUGCACGCCGGACUGCAAGCGAUCCAACCCAUCUUCGCCUACAGUAACGGAAGAAUAGAGAGCUACUACGAGAUCAUUUGCAAGGCCGCACGGUUCAACGCCGCCGACCUGGCCAAAGCAUGCACUGGUACUGAAAUAGUUACAAGUUGAGUUGUUUCCGUGGGGUUUUUUCCUUUUUGCGGAACGCCACGCGAUUUUUUGCUAGAGCGCGGAGUAGAUGUUCGUCAGAUAGUUCGAGCUGUGAUCAACGAUACUGUUUGCUGCAUUUCUCUGCAUUAAAGAAAAGGGAUCGGAUUUUUUCGGAACUACCUAAACUGACAACGGAACCGACAUUCACCAUACCGUGGCGAUUCGCCUUCUUGUUCGUUUCGUUUGCUUUUUUGUUUUUUGUUUUCUCGUCUUUCGUUUUCUUCUUCUUUUUCUAUUUCUUAUUCUUUCUCGAUCUAAAAUAGAUAUAGAUCUUGUUUUCUCUUUUCUCUCUCUCUUCCUAGGGGGGACAAAAAUUGCGGGAUUUGCGCACGUUCAAUGGCCGCAGCCCCGCCGACCGUUCGUUCUUGUCUGUCUCCCCACCUGUGUGCCCCGCCGGUCAGCCAAAUGGUCUUUCGUUUCCAUUGUCCUGCCUGUGAGGCAGCGUCCCAAGUCGCGCCCAGCGAAAGACGAAAGGCGGAGCACACCAAGGCUCCCGGCUUGUCCUGGCUAUUUUUCCUCGUGCCUGGGGUUUUUGGUAAUUCAUUGACGGGCAUUUGCAGAGGCCGCGCAACCGCCUCCACAAUGUGGAGGUGGCUGCGCGGCCUCGGCAAAGAAAAUUUUUGGCCGAUAUUGUUACACGAUCAGGGGGGUAAAACGAUCAACCGCCCUCACCGGGUAGUCCGAUCGUGUGGGAGUCUUGAAAUCGGUUGGCUCUGGGUUGUUCUAGGCCAUGAAGCGCCGGCCCUUAUGUGUGGGGCGCUUUGGUACCGCUUUCGAUCAUCCUCCCCCUGCCCCUAUCGUUUCCCUUUCAUGUGGAUAGGAGUUGAGCACUUGCCGAGCUGGGUGGUGGUUCUGUCCCAACAAAAGUUGAGGCAAUUUUCGUGAAGUUUCUGAGGGAUCAGAUCGCCCGGCCCCAUCCGAGUGAAAGCGAAGCCGUUGGCGGUGGCGCCCAGACUAGUUCUUCUGCUCUCUGUCUAAUGACAGAAUACGCACCCAUUGCAAGCAUUUCCGUCUCUAGGAGACCAGGCAAAGAGCGUGAAUUCCAACGAACCAAAAGCCGGCGCCCUUGCUCUGUGAGUGUCUCGGCUCACGCGCUUCCUUUCGCAGACAGCGUCGCUUCGUAACUAAACCGAUUCGAUCACUUUCCCACCCUCGCAAGCUCUGUCUCACCUGUGUGGGAGCCAUGCGCACAGAAGCCGUCUAUCUACUUCUAGGCGCUAGCCGGAGCUUCCCUGGGUGUUCUGUGUUUCCAUUUCAACACCUAUUUACUGCUUCGGGUUCCGUUUUCAGUCUGGGCCCUUUUUUUUAAAAAAACACGACAACAUGCGGGGAAGGAUCCAAGGGUCGCGAAAAAGUUCCGUUGUCAGUUUAGACAGUUCCAAAAAAAGCCAUAUCCUAAAGAAAAUAAAGAUGAAACUUCCUUGACAUUUAGCCAAAAAACAUAUACUAUACAGCUUUGACCGGGCAAGUGAAUGGUGCGAUCAAUCUUACGAAGAAACUGCCGGAAGGUCGGGUUGACGAGCCAUUGAUCCAGCGGCGGGCUUUGCUCGAGAGCAAGCUGCCGGAGCUCGCUGCAAUGAAAGAAAUGCUGGCGGAGGCCGAGGACAAGUAUCAGCAACUUCGCACGUACUACGCAGACGGCAUGGGUGGACACGGAAAGGCGCGAGAAUACCCAGACUUGUUUCGCCUCUUCCAAGACUUCUUCACCGGGCUGCGGGACAGCUACACUCAUAUCAAGAAAGCAAAAGACCGCUUGGAGGAGAGAGCGCGGCGGCAGAGAUCGUUAGCCAGCCGCAGGCGCGCAUCCGUCGCGUCGGGAGACACCCCAGUAGAGAAUAAAGACAGACGAGCAGGAGAACACUCAUCGAAUGUGGAAAUGCCAUCUAUGCACCGCAAGAUUCGCAAACGCAACAGCAUCGCUUGAGCGUGUCGAGUGAGAAGGAGCACUGAAAAGAAAAAAUUAAAAACAAAAAAUGAAACGGA